Molecule: messenger RNA, 724 nt
Organism: Hordeum vulgare subsp. vulgare (domesticated barley)
Lineage: Eukaryota; Viridiplantae; Streptophyta; Magnoliopsida; Poales; Poaceae
Product: RING-H2 finger protein ATL52-like
Exons: 1
Coding region: 53-619 (188 amino acids)
Source: RefSeq, a predicted model, not a curated record
AUAAAGCCAGCAAACAAGGACAGAGCUAGUUUGCAGUUUUGCACACGCACCGAUGGCUCAGUCGCCACCGGGCUUCCCCGGCUUUUCUAUUCCUCCGCCGACGUGGCCAUACCGUCCUUCCCUGCCGCCGCCGCCGCCGCCACCAUACAUAUACAGGUACAAGCCGCCAUCAAGCGAUUCGUCUCAAGGCAGGACCGUUGCCGGCAUCUUCGGCGGCCUCGUCGCCUGCUUGCUCGUAGGCAUUGCCCUGUGCAGCCUCUGCAGGAGGCACCGCAACAGCCGCGCCCGUUCUGCGGCGGCUCCGCCGCAGAACCUGACGGGGAGGGAGAGUAGCAGCGUGCGCGUCGACGUGCGGCAGCUUCACCAGGCCAGCGCCGCCAGCCCGACGGCCGGCCUCCCGGCGUUCACGUACAGCCUGUCGGUGAAGCACAACGUGACGGGCGGAGGGGAGGAGGCGGCGACGUGCUCGGUUUGCCUCGGCGCGCUGCAGCUCGGAGACACGGUGCGGCUGCUGCCGGCGUGCCUGCACCUGUACCACGCGGAUUGCAUUGACCCGUGGCUGGACGCGCACUCGACGUGCCCGGUCUGCCGCUCGGACACCGAUCCCACCGCUGUCUAGCUAGAUGUACACUUUGACCGGUGUUGAUUUGUUGGAUUUAUUUUGCUUGCUGUAUAUAUUCAAAAAUACGUCUACUCAAUAACUCAAAUUAUGUAGGCAACAUAA